CACGCUGUAAUUAUUAUUCCCUAUGUACAGCUUUAAUAGUCAAUCAGAGAGAUUUUGUUGACCGUUAUAACAUUUGCUUCCAUCACAAGGGUUAAGAUUCUUGUAAAAGUGAGUAGUUUGAGAGAAAAUUCAUUAGAGAAAGCUGUUCCAGUGAUGGGUUUAUGAUAGAAGGAAGAUUUUGAUGGCUGCUUUUAUUAUCUAUUACGAUUCCAUCUGAAAUUUUUCAGACCUAGUGUAGUGGGUUGUUCGAAAGACUAUGGCUUUUUGCUCCAUGUUUUGUUGUGUUAAGAAUUCAGAUCGGAAAAAGCAAGGGAAAAAGGAGACAACAUGGAGGAUUUUUUCUCUGAAAGAACUGCAAUUGGCUACCAACAAUUUUAACUAUGAUAACAAGCUUGGGGAAGGUGCAUUUGGCAGUGUUUAUUGGGGUCAGCUAUGGGAUGGUUCCCAAAUAGCCGUUAAGAGGUUAAAAUCUUGGAGCAACAAAGCAGAGAUGGAAUUUUCCAUAGAAGUCGAGGUACUGGCUCGUGUACGGCACAAGAACUUGCUAACAUUACGUGGCUAUUGUGCAGAAGGGCAAGAGCGUCUGAUUGUGUAUGAUUUCAUGACUAAUCUGAGCUUACUUUCUCAUCUUCACGGGCAACAUUCUGCCGAAUGCCAACUUGAUUGGAAUCGACGGAUGAAAAUUGCUGUUGGAGCUGCUGAGGGCAUUGCCUAUCUACACCACCAUGCGAUCCCACACAUAAUCCAUCGAGACAUUAAAGCUAGCAACGUGUUGCUAGAUGGAGAUUUUCAAGCCCAGGUUGCUGAUUUUGGUUUUGCAAAAUUUAUACCUGAUGGAGCCACACAUGUAACCACUAAAGUUAAAGGUACUUUCGGCUAUCUUGCUCCAGAAUAUGCAAUGUUAGGAAAGGCGUCGGAGAGCUGUGAUGUUUACAGCUUCGGCAUUCUUUUGCUCGAGAUUGCUAGUGGCAAGAAACCUCUGGAGAAGCUCAGUUCAACAAUGAAGCGGGCAAUUACAGAUUGGGCCCUACCCCUGGCAUGCAAGAAAAAAUUGGAUGAACUUGCAGACCCAAGGCUUGAGGGAAAGUAUGUUGAAGAAGAAUUGAAAAGGCUUGUCUUUGUUGGGCUAGUCUGUGCUCAUAACCGACCAGAGAAGAGACCAACUAUGCUGGAAGUUGUUGAAUUACUUAAAGGAGACAACGAAAAGAUUGCCAAUCUGGAAAACGAUGAAUUGUUCAAGACCAUUCCAGCUACAGACUCGGGUGCUGAAGACAGCCCUGAGUUCUUCUCAGAGGAAAAAGAACCAAAAGAAGAAAUUGAACAUGCAAAGUCCUAGCUGCAUAAACUUAAUAAACAGCUAGCCUUGCUUACAGAGAAGUAAUUUUUCCAAGGAAAUACAGGUACAUGAAUGCAAAAUCGUAGCUGCAUAAACUUAAAGGGCAUUGCAUCAAACAUUUUCUCAUAUUUCUUGAUUUAAUCUACAUAUUUGAAGAUUGUGUGAGCAUAAUAAUCACAGAUCUUGGGGUAGGCGUUUUCAGGUAACAUGUACACACUGUAGUGACUUGGGUUGUUUAUCAUGAACAAUUACAACGCUGCCCCCAUUUUUUUUAGGCCGGAUUGUUUAUUUUGUGUGUGGUAAUCAAAACUCUUGCUACUGCAAAUGAUGGAUUGUUGUUUGUUCA
This is a messenger RNA of Olea europaea var. sylvestris, 1682 nucleotides long. Its product is annotated as PTI1-like tyrosine-protein kinase At3g15890. The record is from RefSeq and is a predicted model, not a curated record. Gene Ontology annotation, biological process: protein phosphorylation. The transcript is spliced from 4 exons. Lineage: Eukaryota; Viridiplantae; Streptophyta; Magnoliopsida; Lamiales; Oleaceae. Gene Ontology annotation, cellular component: plasma membrane. Bases 257 to 1336 code for a protein of 359 amino acids. Gene Ontology annotation, molecular function: ATP binding; protein kinase activity.